ACCGACAUCGACGUCAGCGUACGUGCGACCGCUUUCUGCCCUUACCACGACAACGAUUUCAAGCUAGAGUUCGGUAAAGAUGUCCAAGACCGCCGCCACCGGAUCCAAGUACCGCAUGUCUCUCGCCCUCCCCGUCGGAGCGGUCAUGAACUGCGCCGACAACUCGGGUGCCAAGAACAUCUACGUUAUCUCGGUCGUUGGAUGUGGAGCCAGGUUGAACAGGCUUCCCGCUGCCGCUGCCGGUGACAUGGUCAUGGCUUCCGUCAAGAAGGGUAAGCCCGAGUUGAGGAAGAAGGUCAUGCCUGCUGUUGUCGUCCGACAGAGGAAGCCUUGGAGGAGAAGGGAUGGUGUCUUCCUCUACUUCGAGGACAACGCCGGUGUCAUCGUCAACCCCAAGGGAGAGAUGAAGGGAUCCGCCAUCACCGGACCCGUCGCCAAGGAGUGUGCCGACUUGUGGCCUCGUAUCGCUUCCAACGCCGGUACCGUCGUCUAAGCGCGUCUGCUUUGCGCUGGAUUCGGGGAACGACGUUGCGGAGUGGUUGGUUGGAUCGGAAGAUCGUCAAGGGGGAUGUAUUGUAGCUUUCGCAGAAGGGAGUCGUAUACAAUAACCUCUGCACACCCAUCAACGCUUUGAGCUCGGUUAGCUGCACGUGAUGAUGCUCGCAAAAGACAAUGGCGGUCGGGAUUUGGACAAGCCUCCCUUUCAGAAAGUGGGCGCAUCUG
Filobasidium floriforme is the source of this 723-nucleotide messenger RNA. Its product is annotated as ribosomal protein L14b/L23e. Gene Ontology annotation, molecular function: structural constituent of ribosome; large ribosomal subunit rRNA binding. The transcript is spliced from 4 exons. Gene Ontology annotation, biological process: translation. Lineage: Eukaryota; Fungi; Basidiomycota; Tremellomycetes; Filobasidiales; Filobasidiaceae. Gene Ontology annotation, cellular component: cytosolic large ribosomal subunit; ribosome. The record is from RefSeq and is a predicted model, not a curated record. The coding region runs from base 80 to 493 and encodes 137 amino acids.